AUGUUCAAUAGAGUAGGUCGUGCUUGUUAUAGCACUGGUGUCACACAAGAGUUCUUGCAGAACAUUUUAGCUCGAGCUCAAGAGGCAACUGCAAAGAAAACCGAUGCUGUAGCUAAUCCCGCUAAAAGAAGAAGGGAUAAUGUGAAGAAGGCUAGUCGUCGUUCCAAACCAGUUGCUCCUCGUGUGAAACCUGCUGCCAGUCCUAGUGUUAUUAACAAGCAGCCUCAAUUUAAGAAGAAAAAUGGAGCUGCAAUGAAGGGUGAGUCUGAAGGAGUUGAUCUGAUAGAUGUCAUGUCAGGCUCCAAACCACGUACGAAUAAGAAACCUGGGUUUAGACAAUCUAAGAGGGAAAUUCCUGGGAUGAAGAAGAGUACAAUGAUCAAGGGUGAAAGCAAACAAUUCGUCCCCAAGCCAGUUGUUCAAAAGGAAUAUGCACCACAGGAGCCUACGCCGUUGUCAUUGAUGAGGUUCUGUCCUGAUAUACCCGUAACGCCAGCGUCUAGGAUGAUUAAUUAUUCUUUGGAUGCUCUGAAGUCAGCCAACUAUCCUUUGAACAGAUUCCCCAAUUACGGAUUUUACGAUAACGCCCAGGGGCCUCCAAAGCAUAUCACAAUUUCAUUACAUACUCCAAAUUUCGGGAGGUAUCAACCGGACCAGGGGUUGGUCUUUGAAAGAGAGAAAUUUCUAUCAGAGUUAGCCGUAGAGUGUGAACCUUCGAAAUUGGCAGCUGAAGUAUCCGGUAAAUAUCAAAUUUUGAAGCAGCACAAUAAGGAAGAUUUUAAGUCAAUUGCUAAGUCUGAGAAGAAAAGAGAGGAAUUGGUGGCUAAUGGAGAGGUUGUCAGAAAGAGUUUGGAAAGCAAUCCUUUGGACCCAGCUGUUAAAGAAUUAUUGUAUGAUGUCUGUUCUGGUUUGAAGCCAAUUUCAGACUUGACCCAGUGA
Molecule: messenger RNA, 939 nt
Organism: Zygosaccharomyces rouxii
Lineage: Eukaryota; Fungi; Ascomycota; Saccharomycetes; Saccharomycetales; Saccharomycetaceae
Gene: RSM28
Product: mitochondrial 37S ribosomal protein mS46 RSM28
Exons: 1
Coding region: 1-939 (312 amino acids)
Source: RefSeq, a predicted model, not a curated record